Molecule: messenger RNA, 3523 nt
Organism: Daphnia pulex (common water flea)
Lineage: Eukaryota; Metazoa; Arthropoda; Branchiopoda; Diplostraca; Daphniidae
Gene: Pld
Product: phospholipase D1-like
Exons: 29
Coding region: 156-3431 (1091 amino acids)
Biological process (GO): cell motility; phosphatidic acid biosynthetic process; intracellular signal transduction
Molecular function (GO): D-type glycerophospholipase activity; phosphatidylinositol binding
Source: RefSeq, a predicted model, not a curated record
UAUAUAUUCGUCGAGUUGUUCCUGGCGUACCAAGGGAUACAGUCAGAGGAGUUCCACAAAAGACUAGAAGUGCGUUACCUGCUAUUCAAAUCUUCGCACUGUCAAACUGCUAACUAAGUUUUCUAUUCGUUGGCAGACAUCAAAAUAAUUUCAUAAUGGAUUUCGUGAGCAACUAUCCUUCUAUAACCGGAGAAGAAGAUUCGUCGUUUGUGAGCACCCAUUCAACACUGCAUGAUUAUGAUAAACAAAUAACAGCAAGAAGUAUACCAAAUCAAAGCUGUUUUGAAGAUCAGCAUGGUUUUUUAUUGAAAAACGAAUCUGAAGAAGAGGGUAUAGUCCCUUAUCCAUCAAUAUAUUAUUCACAUGCUGUUCUGCUAAAAGGAAAUUUGAAAGUGAAAAUUCUCAGUUAUGAAAGAAGCGGUUCUACAAUAAGGGCAAAUCCAAAUUUAUAUUUGAUCGAGGUGGAAUAUCAACAUUCAAAAUGGAUUCUACGACGGCGUUAUAAACAUUUCCAACAUCUUCAUAAUCAGCUUCAGUUAUUACGAACUUCAUUAAACAUCCCAUUUCCUUCGAAGACACACCGCGAGCAGAGAGCAAGCUUCAAGGCGGAACUUAAUAAAAGAAAAAUCAAACAAAAUAGUAUUCCUCGGUUUCCUUUAGUACCUGAAGCCUUAGUAUCUUUAGAUCAAAUGGAACUGAGAAUGUCGCAGUUAGAAAAUUAUUUAAACGCUGUUCUGGAAAACGUUGUCUAUCGCAAUCACUUCGAAACGAUGCGUUUUUUAGAGAUCAGUCAAUUUUCAUUCGUUGACCAACUUGGGGUGAAACGAAAGGAAGGAUUGGUGAAAAAACACAAUGGGGAUAAUUCGUCAGUCAAGUAUAAUAUUUACUGCAGAGAAGAAGACGGACAGGCAGGAUGCUGUUGUUACAUCAUCUGCUGUGAAAGAUUUGGAUUUUCUGGAUUUUGGAAAAGAAGAUGGAUUUUCGUCAAAGAUUCGUUUUUUGGUUAUUUUCGACCUGCAACAAAUGAAAUACGAUGUAUACUUCUUAUGGACCAGGAGUUUCAAGUGCGAACAGGAUAUUCUGAAACCGGUUUAAAAUAUGGAAUGAUCGUUUCUAACUCCUGUCGAAAACUUGUCAUCAAAGGCUUAACGAAGAGAGAGACAAAUGAAUGGAUAGACUGCAUUCAACAAGUCAUGAACACUACUGGCAGUGAUUUUGUCCAACUGAAAGGGGAAAACCGUUUCAGAAGUUUUGUACCAGCAAGAGAAAAUGCGGUUUGUGGUUGGUUUGUUGAUGGUGCAGAUUUCAUGUCUACUGUUGCAGAUUUCAUCGAGAAUGCAAAAGAAGAAAUUAUGAUUUCUGACUGGUGGUUGAGUCCUGAAAUAUACAUGAAAAGACCCGUUGUUGAUGGUAACAAAUGGCGACUUGAUACAAUUCUUCGUCGGAAAGCUGAAGAAGGUGUUCGUGUAUUUGUUUUACUCUACAAAGAGGUUGAAAUGGCGCUUGGCAUCAACAGCUUUUAUUCAAAAAAGAUUUUGUCCCAAUUACAUCCAAAUAUUAGAGUUCUUCGUCAUCCAGAUCAUAUUGCCGGAACAGGAACGUUAUUAUGGGCGCACCAUGAAAAAUUAGUUGUAAUUGAUCAAGCUACUGCUUUUGUUGGUGGAAUAGAUCUUUGCUUUGGAAGAUGGGACGAUGAAAAACACAGAUUGACAGAUUUAGGAAGUGCAAGUUGGUCAAAUUCCGCCAUUGGAAUGUUAAAUAUUACCUCAAGUCACACGAAAGGACAGCAAAAACCAGGUGCUGUUUUUCAUUUGGCAAAAACAGCAAAUCAAGUUACCCUUGGAACUGUUACUUCAGAAGCAACAAGGUUUGAUUGUGUUUCAAAAGAGGAUAAUACAGAUAAAUUGGAAGAACAGGAAGAAAACCCAAGCACUACAAAAAAAUCAAGAAAACAUAAAAUUGUACAUUUUCAUGAUGUGAAAUCUAGGGACAACGUACUUCAAUCCAAUAUCCUUAAAAAAACAUUUUACAGAGAAGUUAGUAACAAAAAUAAAAACCAGAACGAAGAACCCGCUAGUAACCUAAAUGUUGCAAAUGAAACACAUAAGGAAUGUGAAGGUUCUACAAAAUUAUGGGUCGGAAAGGACUACACAAAUUUCAUAGUUAAAGAUUCUGAUCACUUAGAUGAACCACUAACAGAUUCUGUUGAUCGUACAACUACACCAAGAAUGCCUUGGCAUGAUAUUGGAUGUGUGGUUUCAGGAAAAUCAGCUCGUGAUGUUGCACGUCAUUUCAUUCAAAGAUGGAAUGCUACAAAGGUUGAAAAGGCAAAGGAAAACAUCGAUUUCCCGUUUUUAGUACCAAAAUCAUACAGUAUUUGUGAUCCUUGUUUGAAGACAAACAACCUUACGACUUUUGCGAACUGUCAAGUCCUUCGAAGCAGCAGUACAUGGAGUGUAGGGUCUCGGAUUACAGAAGAUUCAAUUCAUUCGGCGUACAUUCAUGCCAUUGAGAAUUCAGAACAUUUUAUUUACAUUGAAAAUCAAUUUUUCAUCACGUUAGCUAGUGAUUCUGGAGUCAGUAAUCGUGUGGGAGCGGCUCUCUAUGAUCGAAUUGUUUUAGCUGCAGAAAGAAAAUCUCGAUUUCGUGUGAUAGUCGUUCUUCCAUUGCUACCUGGCUUUGAAGGUCAAAUAGGAACAAAAUCGGGUAUUGCCAUGCAUGCCAUAAUGCAUUGGAAUUACGCCUCCAUUUCUAGAGGAAAACAUUCUUUAUUGGAAAGAUUAAGAUUAACGAAGAUUGAUCCAAUGGAAUACGUAUCGUUUUAUGGUCUUCGAACUCAUUCGCAACUAAAUCAGCAACUGGUUACUGAGUUGAUUUAUGUUCAUUCUAAAUUAAUGAUUGUUGAUGAUAAACUAGUAAUUUGUGGUUCUGCUAACAUCAAUGAUCGCAGUUUGUUAGGAAAGCGAGAUUCUGAAAUAGCGACAAUUAUUGAAGAUUCCUCGUUUGUCGAAUCAUUUAUGGAUGGGAAACCUUAUUUAGCUGGAAAAUUUGCAUUAUCACUCAGGAAGAGACUUUUCCGUGAGCAUUUAGGUUUAUUAAAUAUGGAAAAUGGAUCUAAACAGGAUGUUCGGGAUCCAAUUACCGAUUCAUUUUAUAAAGACACUUGGAUUCGAAUCGCAGCACUUAAUACAAAAAUAUACGAAGAAGUCUUCCGUUGCAUCCCAUGUGACGAGGUUACUUCCUUCGAAAAACUAAGGGAAUUCCAAUCUGUCUUGCCAUUAUCAUUGACAGACCCAGUUGUUGCUGAACAAAAAUUAAAAAAAAUUCAGGGACAUCUUGUACUUCUUCCAUUAAAUUUCAUGAAUCAAGAAGAUUUGACUCCGGCUUCUGGCACCCCGGAAGCUUUAAUGCCAAUGUCUUUAUGGACGUAGCCAUAUUUUUAAACCACUUCCAUGAGGUGUUAAUGGAAUGUGUUCCUCUUUCGAGUCCGUAUUAGAAUUACACAUUUUAGUUGUAAUAUAAA